Molecule: messenger RNA, 3333 nt
Organism: Ziziphus jujuba (common jujube)
Lineage: Eukaryota; Viridiplantae; Streptophyta; Magnoliopsida; Rosales; Rhamnaceae
Product: peptidyl-prolyl cis-trans isomerase CYP95
Exons: 14
Coding region: 573-2942 (789 amino acids)
Biological process (GO): protein peptidyl-prolyl isomerization
Molecular function (GO): peptidyl-prolyl cis-trans isomerase activity
Source: RefSeq, a predicted model, not a curated record
AUUUUAUAUUUGUGCCUUUUCUAUUUACGGCUUUGAUCCGCAAAUCCCAUGUCGAAUUUUUGCAUUUUUUCAUAUUCUAUAAAUUAUAUAUAUUUCUAAUCUUUUGUAAAUUUUAUGGAAUAUGUACGUAAUCCAUUUUCCAGUGUGUGAUAACUCCGAGAAACUCGACGAAAUUGAAUACUAUGUUGUAGUAUAAUUGUUCGCGUUUGCCAGGUUUUGUGGGAAAUUGGCUAGGGUUUAAGCAUUUUGGUGCUUGUUUAUUUAAUUUUUCACGAUAAAUCGGCUGGUUCACUCGCUCAAAGUUUAUUCAUCUGAGAUAUUCGUACCUCGGGUUAAAUUUAAUUUUCUUUCUGCGACAAUUUCAGGUGUUAGAUAAUUGUUUAAGAAUUGAUGUUUAUUGAUAUGAUUAUCGUUUGAGGAUCUAGGUUGGUGGGUUUUUCUGGACAUUAUCUAAGCUUAUAGCUCUAAGGUGCCCUUGUGCUUUGCUGGGUUCCAUUUGAUUCAACCGAGAUUUUUGGUACCGCAGUGGUAAUGCUGGCUUGAGUAUCUUUGUCGACAAGAAAACAAAAAAAAUGGCGAGGAGGAAGAAUUCUUUGGUUUUCAUGGACGUGUCUAUUGAUGGUGAUCCUGUUGAGAGAAUGGUUUUUGAGCUUUUCUUUGAUGUUGCUCCCAAGACUGCAGAGAAUUUUCGUGCACUAUGUACAGGAGAAAAGGGAAUUGGUCCUCGAAGUGGAAAACCAUUGCACUACAAGGGGUCUUUUUUUCAUCGCAUUGUAAAAGGUUAUGUUGCACAGGGUGGCGAUUUUGUCAAAAGAGAUGGGACUAGUGGUGAAAGCAUAUAUGGAGGAAAAUUUCCAGACGAGCUGCCUAGGCUAAAGCAUGAGGGACCUGGUCUUCUUUCCAUGCCUAUUGCUGAUCGUGACAUUUUGGGUUCUCAUUUCAUCAUUACCUUUGCAGCGAAUCAUAAUCUAGACAGAAAACAUGUAGUUUUUGGGAAGCUUGUUCAUGGACAUGAAGUAUUAAGAAAGAUUGAAAAUGCGGGUGAAGAAGAUGGAAGUCCAUCUGUAACAGUGAAAAUCAUCAAUUCUGGUGAAUAUGAUGAGGAUAAAAUGAAAACAAUCAAAUUGAAAACUGGAAAGGAUGCUUCUUCUGAUGCAAACAGUCAUGAAGCAAGACGGAAAGGGAAGCACAAAAAAUCAUCAAAAGAUAAAAGGAGAAAGCGAAGAAGAUACUAUUCAUCUGAGUCAGAGAGUUCUUCAGAUUCUGAAUUGGAAUCAUCAGACUCCGAUAGCGAUUCUGACUCAUCUGUAUCCUCAUCAUCUUAUGAUAGUUCUUCAAGUGAUGAGAGGCGUAGGAGAAGAAAGAGAUCUUCCAAAAGAGACAAAUACAGACGUGGAAAAAGAAAGGACAGACGGCGUGACAAAAAAUGCAGGCGGCGAGAUAAGAAAUCAAGGCGCAAAUCAAGAAGGGCUUCGAUUAGUCUUACAGAUUCUGAGAGUGAGAGCAAAAGUGAAAGUGGUUCUGAAGGUGAUGGUACUGCCAAAGUAAAGGAUCAGAAGCGCAAAAAGGACCCUUCUCAGAAAUCUGCUGAAAAUCAGUCUCCUUUGGAUUCGGAGAAAAAUGUUGCUCCAAUUCACAAUAGAAGGAAAGAGUCCAUUAUGCUUGAAACUGAUGGUGGAUCACCCAAGGAGAAUGGACAGCAGCGGAGCAACGGCAUUGAAGCAAGCUCUAAAUCUGAACGAAGUGCAGAUAGACAGCCUGACAUAGUUGAUGAUCACCCUGGCAAAUCUAGGAGCAGAAGCUUGAGUCCUAAAAGGACCAUGAGUAAGAGUAUGAGUAUUAGUCCCAGGAGGAGUCUGAGCAGGAGCCCAAGUCCAAGUCCAAAAAGGAGAAUGAGCAGAAGCUCGAGUAUUAGUAGAAGUCCUCCUCAUGCCCCUCAAAGGAGCCGAAGUUUCACAAGAAGUCCUGUUAGAACUGACAGCAGUAGAAGUCCAGCCAGUAGUGUCAGCAGAAGUCCAGUGAGGGGCCAGAGGGGUCGAAGUAUCGGUCAGAGCCCAGUGAGAACCUGGUCCCAGAGAAGCAUUAGCAGGAGCCGUGAAAGAUCCUUACCUAGAAGAAGACCAAGCAGGAGCCCAAGAAAGUUAUCACGUAGGUCAAUAAGCCCUGUUAGAGUUUCAAGUAGAAGCAAAAGCCCUGUUAGAUUUUCUCGAAGAAGUGAAAGCAGAAACUUAAGUAGGGACCCUCCAAGGCGAAGCGUUAGCCCAAGUCCAAAAGGAGAACCAAACAGGAAUAGUCGCCGUGGCUAUUCAAGAAGUCCUAGUCCUGUUCGUAGGGGGAGGUCACCUUCUGAUCGAGGAAGAAGUGUGUCAAGAAGUGUUUCCCCAGAUGGUUCACCAAAGCGCAUUAGAAGGGGACGGGGUUUCAGUCAGCGGUACUCUUAUGCACGCCGAUACAGAACCCCUUCACCGUCUCCUGUUAGGUCUUAUCGUUAUGGUGGCCGGAGUGAGCGUGACAGGUAUUCUAGUUACAGAAGGUACUCUCCUAGGCGCUAUAGAAGCCCUCCAAGAGGAAGAACACCUCCAAGAUACAGAAGCAGAAGAAGCAGGAUGUCCUCUGUUUCACUCAGUCCUCGCUACCGCAGCCGUCGGUAUAGCCGCAGUCGGAGCCCAAUUCGUAGCCGUAGCCCUAUUCGUGGCAGGAGCCCCAUUCACAGCCGGAGCCGUUCUCCAGUGGAUAUUUCUAGAUCUUGCGAUUCUCCCAGAGCUGAGGGGCGGAGAUCUCCUUCUAGGAGCAGAAGCCCAUCGGAGUCGAGGUCCUCCCUGGACUCCCAAUCUCCCAAGCGGACACACAGAAACAGGUCGACAUCAUCAUCAGGAAGCCCACCUGUGAAGAAGGGCCUGGUUUCAUAUGGGGAUGGGUCUCCAGAUUCUAGCCAAAGGUGAAACUGUUGUAGCAGUAUUGGCGUCUCUGUCUUAAUUAGGUGAAGAGGAGGGGGAUUGGAUGUUGGUUAUUGGACUUCAAUUACUCCAUCUGUUGUUGCUAGAGCUUUAUGAUCAGUAGUUUUUCUACUCAUCAGACUUAGUUUUAGAUUUAAUAAUUUUAGAUGGUUUAAUGUUGAGAAAUGAAUACCUAUUUUUUACGAGGCAUUUGGAUUCUAGUUAUUCGGUUUUGGUUGCAGGUGAUGCUGGUUGAUGUACCAAUGAUGAUUAUGAAUUUGGAGUUUGUGCUAGAGAGAAUUUAAACACAGUUGAUGAAAUGUGUUGGUGGUACCUGGAAUUGAACAUUUAUGAGAAAAUAGGAAUCAGUGCACUGUUUAGUGGCAGUUUGUCUUCA